This is a messenger RNA of Coccinella septempunctata (seven-spotted ladybird), 3766 nucleotides long. RefSeq lists its product as uncharacterized. Gene Ontology annotation, molecular function: RNA polymerase II cis-regulatory region sequence-specific DNA binding; DNA-binding transcription repressor activity, RNA polymerase II-specific; histone deacetylase binding. The record is from RefSeq and is a predicted model, not a curated record. Gene Ontology annotation, biological process: regulation of transcription by RNA polymerase II; cell fate commitment. NCBI's taxonomy places the organism in Eukaryota, Metazoa, Arthropoda, Insecta, Coleoptera, Coccinellidae. Gene Ontology annotation, cellular component: nucleus; cytoplasm. The coding region runs from base 331 to 3618 and encodes 1095 amino acids. The transcript has 9 exons.
CAUCGUCAGUAUCGUCAAGACAUUCAAGGAGGUUGAACUACAGUCGAUAUGUCUGACAUCUCCGAAGACACGCGCUAACUAAACACCCCGUGUCGCACCCCCACCCCAGUUCGACAAGUGAACCCCGAACUUUUUGAGCGAAAUUGUGAUACUCUGGCUAACCCGUUUUGUGACAGUUGGAUUAACGUCGUGUUGUGAUUUUAUUUAGGUGUAGUACCAAAAACUGUCAAAAUUUUUUGGAUACCUUGGAUUUUAUAUUCCCCUCCGAAGGACUGUCACGAAGGACUUAAAUGCCUUGAAGAAAAACUGCAAUCUGUACAGGCUACAAAAAUGCGAGAGGACGCAAUGGAAGGCAGCAGAAUUCAUUGUUCUGAUGACCUGAACAUCGACAAUAUUAAUGAAGAAGAUUUCGAGAAAUAUGUGACUUUCAUAGUCCCUGAUGUUGACGUUGAUCCAAAUGCCUCUGAUAGAGCUGUCGCAUCUCUGCCUAGGAAUUUGGUAUUGAAGCCUUCUCAAGCAGUAGAUGCCUGUAAUGGAGUGUGGAGCACAGGAUACAUUCCUCGUGGAACAAGAUUUGGUCCUCUGAAAGGACAAAGUAUUGCCAAAGAUGAGAUACCCUUUUCUGUGAAUAGGAAAUAUAUUUGGAGGGUUCAACAAGGCGGUUUUUACAGAUGCUACACUGGUGAAAAGGUAUAUCACACCAGAGAUGAGUACUAUUACAUCGAUUGUUCCGACGUUUUGACGGCCAACUGGAUGAGGUAUGUCAGUCCGGCCACAUCCAGAGAAUCUCAAAAUCUGAUCGCUUGUCAACACAAGAUGCAUAUAUAUUUCUACGCUAUCAAACCGAUCCUACCCAAUCAAGAGCUCCUAGUUUGGUACUGUAGAGAAUAUGCCGAUAGACUGAACUAUCCAAUCACUGGAGAUCAGAUGAUUGUGAGACUACGUGAGUAUGAAAAACAAGCCCAAAUUAACCAAAACCAAUCGGACCAUCAGGUUGUGAUUCAACACCAGUCACUGAUCGUACACUCUAUCCAGCACCCCUUACAAACAAUAAGCAUACAUCACCAUACUUCAGAAAUAAUCACCCAAAGAAACGGCAUGGACUCGCACCAUGAAGACGACGAGAGUGGCCAUCAUCAUCUCAGAGAAUCCAUGAGGGCCGAUGACGAGCCACCAACAACACCUUGCGACCUGAGUCUGCCCUUCACAGAUUCAAUGAUGGGGGACCAACAUCUGGUCUCCAAGCAUCACCUUCCCGAAGUAAUGACGAUGAGGCAGCACCACACAGAGAUGGACACAGCCGAAACAGUCGUCGAGGAUUUAUCCGUCAAUGCUCCGGUCAUCGAGGAUUUAUCGAUGAAUCAUCAUCAGACCGAGGAUUCCCCUGUGCAACGCUCUGGAGCCGUCAUUGUCGAAACGGCAGAUGCUGUUAACGAAGAUGACGCAGCCUACGAGAUGACGCCGUCCGAGCUACCUGAGGGAACGGACGAGGGUUAUCACAGCAACAUGUACCAGGAGGAGCCACGAACUCCUCCUCCUGAGGAUUCCAGCGACUCGGAGAGCGAGAACAACUACGUGCUCGACUUCAGCAGGAAGACGUCCGGCGCAGAAACGGCGGUGAUACAGCCUGUUUCCCCCGAGGAGUCGAAGAACGAGUACAGAAAAGUGAAAAUCAAGAUUUCCAAGGCGUACAAUUGCAAGCCUUGCAAGAGGACGUUGGACGACGAACCGACCAGCAACCAUCAAGAUGAAUCUACGAUAGUACCUGAAGCCAAUAACACGCAAUUGACCACGAGAAUUGUGAGUCCUCCUAACACCGUUAUCGUGUACGAUUCACCUCCAUUAGAAGUUCCUAUUUCCAAGUACUACGAAGCUGAUUCGAAACAACCUAGGUUGCUUUCUCCCAGGUACUCCCCGCCCAGUUCCAGCAUCUUGGAGAAUAUCCUUUCGAGGAAUAGAACGGACUCCAACAAUAACGAGAACGUCGAGAAGUCACCUUCGCCUACUUCACCUACUGAGAUGGCGUACUCGUACAAGAAGAGCCAGAGGUAUAGUGCUGUGAGUCCUGACUCCAGUACGAACAUAGUCACGGUUAGAGCUCCAGCAAGACCUUCAAGUCCUUUGUUGAUGAAAGUGACUUCAAGCUCUUCGCCGGAGCAUCAACUACCCGGGUAUCAAGAAUACAACAAUCCGUCACCGCCCAAUUUUUAUACGCUCUACAAUUCGCCUCCUUUGGUGCACAGUUCUACGUCGCCGACUGGUUCUAAUUCGUACUCUCCGCCAUCUUCCACCAACGGUUUCAUACCCGGACCACACCACAACACCGGAGGUUUAGUAAUACCGGCUCAACAUAUUAUGAACGGUAAUAUAACGCACCAUCUCUUAACCCCCCUGACUCCUCUUCAAUCCCACAACGAUAGAACAUCCCCAACUUCGUCGAAGGGUUCGGAGGAGUCCUUGAGUCCAACUGGUCAGUCCAGGGGAUACAAGAGCCUCGGAUACCCACUGAGGAAGAAAGACGGCAAGAUGCAUUACGAAUGUAACGUCUGCAGCAAAACCUUCGGUCAACUCUCGAAUCUGAAGGUCCAUCUGAGAACGCACAGCGGAGAGAGGCCGUUCAAGUGCAACGUAUGCACGAAAUCCUUCACCCAAUUGGCCCAUCUCCAGAAGCACCAUCUGGUGCACACCGGCGAGAGACCGCACGAAUGCAACAUCUGCAAGAAGAGGUUCUCGUCCACCUCCAACCUGAAGACACACAUGAGACUGCACAGCGGGACUAAGCCCUACCACUGCGAACACUGCCCGGCGAAAUUCACGCAGUUUGUACAUCUGAAACUUCACAAGCGCCUCCAUACGAACGAGAGGCCGUACAUUUGCGCCACCUGUAACAAGAACUACAUCAGCGCUUCUGGGUUGAGGACGCACUGGAAAUCCACCAACUGCAUGCCUCAACACAGGGAGAACGAGAUGGAGGUCGACUCUUUCCACAAGAACCAUUCGGAGAAUUCGGAAAGACAUACAGGAUUAACCGUUGGGGUCAACGAUGAAUUGGCAGAGAAUCGUAGGGAAUCGUUUGAGGUUUCCAGCAAUCAGCCGACGCAAAUGGUCAGCCGGGUGAUGAAUCCUGGAGUUUCUAGGGUUCAGGCUGUCAGCCCACACUCCACAGAUUCCUCGGACUUGAAAGAAGCCGAUCACAAACAGGCCGAAACUGUGGACUACUACAAAUCGCCACCAAGCCACAUCGUUGAGUUUGGGGAGUCGAAGAAAGACCACCACACUGAGAUGGAGUUUCACCCUCCCAAGGUGCAUUUCAUGGAAUCCGCGGAAUUCGAGAGGGAACAAGAGAAGGAGAGGAGAACCAUCGAAUACCACAAAUCGCAACAGUUCCACUUCCUCGAGUCUAUGAACUCGAAGAGGGACUACAGGAACGAAAUAAAAGCCAUGGAUUUCCACAAGUCCCAGCAGAUUCAGUUGGGGCAUACAGUGCUGCACAGUGGUUUUUCGAGGUCCCUCUCUAUGCCUCAGAGUCACCACCACCACCAGUAUCACCGUGGUGGUAAGGAGACGAGACCAAGCGUGAUAUCAAGUUCCCCGCUACAUAUUAUCGAGUGUACCUAGGAGAAUCCUGCUCAGUUGUAGUUUUAGUUCUUGUUGAGUUUUUAAUAAUUUAUUUAUUAUAGUUAUUUAGAACUGAUGUUUCGUCUGUACGGAUUAUACGUUCAAAUUUCUGAAGAUACUCAUGUUUAUUAGACUUAUUUAUUUAUUA